This is a messenger RNA of Dreissena polymorpha, 3764 nucleotides long. Its product is annotated as transmembrane anterior posterior transformation protein 1 homolog. The transcript is spliced from 12 exons. Gene Ontology annotation, biological process: positive regulation of cilium assembly; maintenance of protein localization in endoplasmic reticulum. Gene Ontology annotation, cellular component: endoplasmic reticulum membrane; ciliary basal body. The coding region runs from base 413 to 2392 and encodes 659 amino acids. Lineage: Eukaryota; Metazoa; Mollusca; Bivalvia; Myida; Dreissenidae. The record is from RefSeq and is a predicted model, not a curated record.
UAUCAAUAUAUAUUCUCUUAGAAAAGAACAUAACUGCGGAAGCAUGAGUUUCGAACGAUGACGGCAGUUUUAUAUCAUGGAAACGAAAGAAUCAUUUAAAUUGGCUGAGGAGCAGUUAAAAAUCAAAGAUCAAUUCAUUACUGGAACAGUUUGGAAGAAUUAACAAUAGCUGCCACAAGUGUUAAUCAAUUUAAAUCAUUGCUAAAUUCUGAAAAAUGGAACAUUAAGAAGUUUAACCCGUCGGUAAUUUAAGAUAAAUUAACAAUUAAUUUUACUAAGCGCACUCUAGAGAAGUUUUUAAUAAAAUAGUAAUUAUCAGAGAGAGAUUCUAAAGAAGAGACCAUUUAUCAGAGGGGCCACUACAGCAUAGCUAAAUUACGGCCCAACAGUCCAGGUAUCCAGGUAUCCAGCCAUGUCGGUGUUUAGUUAUUUCACGACAGAACUCACAAGGGGUUACUUGCUAGAAAGGGAAGAAGAAAAAUAUGCACAGAAAAGACAGCGGGUUUACACGUUUAUGAAAACCCCUCGAGAAUUAGAAAAGCUCAGUAUUUAUGGCUUUUUCCUAUGCCUGGACGCAUUCCUGUUCAUCUUCACAUUCUUGCCAUUGCGGAUCUGUUUGGCAGUCUUGAAAGUGUUCACUUUGCCAUGUGGAUUGAUGAGAUCUCGUCAUUAUCUGGAGCCGUCCCAGAUCUGUGAUAUUCUCAAGGGGGUGCUUCUGGUUGUGUGCUCAUUUCUGCUGAGCUACGUAGACACCUCCAUGAUGUACCACCUCGUGAGGGGGCAGGCCACCAUCAAGCUUUACGUGUUCUUCAAUAUGCUUGAUAUGGCAGACCGGUUGCUGUCCAGUUUCGGCCAUGACAUCCUUGAUGCGUUGUUCUGGACCGCUACAGAGCCCAGGGGGCGCAAGCGAGAUCAUCUGGGAACUCUCACCCACCUGCUUAUCGCUGUGAUAUAUGUCUUUUUCCAUGCACUAUUGAUUCUGUUCCAAGCCACUGUACUGAAUGUGGCCUUCAACUCUCACAACAAGGCCCUCCUGGUGAUCAUGAUGUCCAACAACUUAGCUGAGAUCAAGUCAAACCUUUUCAAGAGGGUGGACAAGAACAACCUGUACCAGAUCUCAUGCAGUGACGUAAAGGAGAGAUUCCACUAUGUUGUCUUGCUAUUUGUUGUCUGCAUUCGAAACAUGAACGAGGUGGCUUGGGAUAUGGAGCACUUGUGGGUUCUGUUACCUGAUGCAAUAAUUGUGCUUAUAUCAGAGAUACUGGUGGAUUGGGGAAAACACGCCUUCAUCCUUAAAUUUAAUGAGAUACUGGCUGAUGUAUACUGGGAGUUCAGAGUCAGACUGGCAAUGGACAUGGCCACCAGCAGACAGAGCCAGGCCUUUUCUGAUCCCGCAGAUCUUGUUUCUCGUCGGAUGGGGUUAACUCCCCUGCCCUUGGCGUGUCUCCUGUAUCGCAUACUGAGUCGAUCAGUUAGACUUAACACUGUGAUGGACUACGCCAUUGUUCUCAUGAUUUGCUUAUGUUUGAUGUCGUUUAAAGUACUAAACAGCAUAAUACUUCUGGGCCAUUCUUACAAAGUCAUUCAGAAAUAUCAUCAGCAAAAUACUGAAGAGAAGGAAUCAACCAAUCCGGAAACAGCAGCCAACAAAACAACCAAUGAAAACCCCACAGAAAUGGCAGAAACAAUAAAUCACAACAAAGAAUCAAAUUUUUCAGAUGAAAGAAGGGCUUCCUCAGAUACAAGUGUCCCUAAGAAUUUUAGUCAGAUUUUUAGUGCUAAUUCUUACACUGAAUUAACCAUGGUGCAAGAUCACACCCCCAUUGAGCCAAAAGAAGGAUUUGUUAUAAAAAUGCCAAGGGCUACAACUCCAGAUGAUUCACAGAGCAGUUUUUCAGCAUCAUCUUCCAUGAGUCUGAAUUCCAGAUUGUCAUUUGAUCAUAGCAAAGAAUCAUGUGACCAAAAUGAGUCAUGUGACCAAACUCUGUCAAAUUAUGUUGACAGAAAGCUAGAGAUUCAUAACAGCACACAUGGUGACAAUCUUAACAAUGUAACGCAAAAUUCUGCCAGUGCAAGUGGAGCCAACACUUUUUCUGAUAACAGAACUGAAAUAAAUUCUGACAGUGAUAAUAACAUAAAUAAAAUAAAUUCUGACAGUGAACAAUGUAGUGAAAUAAAAGUAGAAUCAAAACCUUUGAACAACCCAUCCAUGGAAGGAGCAACAUUGUUUCAAAGAUCGAAAGGGCAUUUUCUCAUGAGCUUUAGCAUGGGCAGAAAAAUCGGUUCUAGCACAUCAUUACCAGAAUCUAUAGGGACUUCAGAUGGCACAACAGUAGAGGGGAGAUCAGCAGCUGAUGAUCAAGAUCCUGAGGUUUCUAAGAAGCAUAAUUAAAUUCUGUUUUGUGUUAAAGUAAACAUAUAAUAAUAUUGCUUAUAGGUGCUUUAAGCAAAAUCUAAAGAGAAACAGAAAUAAGCUCUCCCCUGCUUGACCUAGAUAAAUAAUCUCAAAGCGAAUUGUUCACAGUUUGGAAAAAAAAUAAUUCCAAAAGAAGUAUGCAUUGGGAUCAAACAAUGGAUAUAAAUCUGAAUCCCAGUGAAGAAUUAACAUUUUAUUCCACUGUUUAUUUUUCUGCUAAAAGUAUGUUUGACCAUUCCAAACACUUUUGUUUUGUUUGUUAAUAUAUUUAGUGAUAUUUUUCUUAAUUUUGAAAACUCACAUGAGCAAAUGUCAUCAUUGAGAUAUAAUGUAUAUUGCUGUGUAUAUGCUUGUUUUGGGGAACAAUGCUAUGGCUGCAUAAUUGCUUUGAUAGAAUAUUAUUAAUUUCUGUGCCAUUUGUGAACAUUAAAAUGUCAAAUAUUAUAAAAAAUUAUAGUUAUUGUGACAACUUGUCAUAUUGUUUGUAUGUAUUAAUAAAACUAAGAUUUGUAUUGUUAGCACUAGUAAUAUUAUUGCUAAUUUCAAACUUAUUAUAUAUGUUGGUAAUAACUAAUAUACAAAUACACUUAUGUACUUUUGCCAUACUAAGUUUCGAGACAUAUUGUACUCACAAAUUAAAAAUAUUUUGCCAAGUUGAAACGUAUUUUGGAAACAAGCCCCUAUCUAACUUUCUGUUGAUUCACUUUAAUAUUUUAAUUGUUAUCAUUUAUAUAUUCUUGUCCGCAAAUGCCAUAAUACUGUUCUUGUAUCAAUUAUGGCAUUAAAGGUAGUUUUUGAAAGCUUUGCAUGCUUUUCAAAAUGAAUUGCUAAAUGCUUAAAAUGAAUACUGACAAGUCUUCUAGACAGUUUCAUAAUUGUGUUCGUAUAGUUUACCAGCUAGAUCUCGUUUUGCUGUUAUUCAGAAGCUGAAGUAGUAAAUUAUCACAUUUUUAACCUGCUACGUUUCAUACAUUAAUAAAGACAAACUAUCUAUACCAUUUAAAACCUGUUAAGCUGUAUGUGUUUUUAGAAUGAAACAUACGUACCCGUGCCAUUUGAGACAAGCACUUUGUUUCUCCCACAAAGAUUACUGAAAGUGAAAAAAGCUUUGAUAUAAACAAAUCUUGAAGAAGUUCACAUUCUUUUAGAAAGGCAAUUCAUGCAUGAAUUCAUAAAUAAACAAGUUUUUUUCUGUGAUAAUGAAGCAUUGUAUUUUGUUUGUUGAACUUUCAUAAUUUUUAAAUAUAUAUAUUUAGUAUACGUGUACGUAUUUUCUACCGUCUGUAUUUUUUCUGCAGCAUUAUUUGUGCUUAUUUGAUUUAAAUUGGGAAAGUAAAGAUGCUAACUA